Neospora caninum is the source of this 1470-nucleotide messenger RNA. RefSeq lists its product as hypothetical. The transcript has 8 exons. Gene Ontology annotation, cellular component: proteasome regulatory particle, base subcomplex. Lineage: Eukaryota; Apicomplexa; Conoidasida; Eucoccidiorida; Sarcocystidae. Gene Ontology annotation, biological process: proteasome-mediated ubiquitin-dependent protein catabolic process. Gene Ontology annotation, molecular function: ATP binding; proteasome-activating activity; ATP hydrolysis activity. The record is from RefSeq and is a predicted model, not a curated record. Bases 1 to 1470 code for a protein of 489 amino acids.
AUGGCGAAUGAGAAGGAGACAGAGACCAAGCAGGCUGGGGCGGGCUCGGAGCGGCCGAAGGUGGCGAAGAACGGCGCUCAGGACGAUGAAGAGCCGAAAAAAACCAUUCCUCUCGACGAAGCAGACAUCAACAUCCUCAAGUCUUACGGUUUGUCUCCCUACGCCUUUGCGAUUAAGCGCCUGGACACCGACAUCAAGGGUUUGUCCGAGAAGAUCACCAAGCUGUGUGGAGUUCGCGAAAGCGACACGGGGCUCUGUCCGCCGUCGCAGUGGGAUCUGGCUGCCGACAAGCAGCUGAUGCAGGAACAGCCUUUGCAAGUCGCGCGGUGCACGAAAAUCAUCUACCCUGGCGGCCAGGCGCCUCAGCGCAACGCAGACGGGGGCAACGCGAACGGCGAGGCCGGGCGAGCUGGCGAGAGCCGGCCUGCCUCAGAGGGCGUCGGGGCGUCGUCCUUUGGGGCUGGUGCCGGAGAAGACGAAGAACCGAAAUACAUCAUCAACGUGAAGCAAAUCGCAAAGUUCGUCGUCGGCCUCGGCGAGAAAGUCGCUGCGAUGGACAUCGAAGAAGGCAUGCGAGUCGGAGUCGACCGCAACAAGUACAAAAUCCAAAUUCCGCUUCCGCCCAAGAUUGACCCUACAGUCACCAUGAUGACAGUCGAAGAGAAGCCGGAUGUGACUUACAACGACGUCGGCGGCGCGAAGGAGCAACUCGAGAAGCUGCGAGAAGUCCUCGAACUUCCUCUGCUUCAUCCGGAGAGAUUCCUCUCUCUCGGCAUCGAUCCGCCCAAGGGCGUCCUGCUCUACGGGCCACCAGGGACGGGGAAAACGCUCACGGCCCGCGCCGUCGCAAAUCGAACAGAUGCAUGCUUCAUCUGCGUCAUCGGCUCCGAACUUGUGCAAAAGUACGUCGGCGAGGGGGCUCGAAUGGUGCGAGAGCUCUUUCAGAUGGCGCGCAGCAGACGCGCAUGCAUUUUAUUCAUCGACGAGGUGGACGCGAUCGGCGGAAGCCGAGGGAGCGAGGGCGAGGGGAAUGCUCACGGUGACCACGAAGUGCAAAGAACGAUGCUCGAAAUUGUGAAUCAGCUAGAUGGCUUCGAAGCUCGUGGAAACAUCAAAGUUCUCAUGGCCACCAACCGUCCAGACACCCUGGACCCAGCCCUGCUUCGUCCCGGCCGUCUCGACAGAAAGAUCGAGUUCGGUCUUCCGGACCUCGAGGGAAGAACACACAUCUUCAAGAUUCAUGCAAAGACUCUCAGCGUCGAUCGCAACAUCCGCUACGAACUCCUCGCCCGCCUGUGCCCCAACAGCACAGGCGCUGACAUCCGCUCUGUUUGUACAGAGGCAGGCAUCUUGGCCAUUCGCGCCAGAAAGAAGAGCAUCAGCGAGAAAAACUUCAUCGAUGCCAUCAACCGAGUCAUCAAAGGGUACAAAAAGUUCAGUGCGACUGCCAAGUAUAUGGUCUACAACUGA